AUGAGAUGUCCAGCAGGUUUGUACGACUUUACGAAGAGAGGCGGUAAAAAGAGUAAGAAAGGUGGUGAAAAUGUGUAUGAAACAUUAUUAGCUUACAAGAUUGGUGUCAUCGAUAAAGAAUUAGAAGAAUGGCGUUACAAAAUAAAUCAAAUUGAAGAGGAUAAUGAACAACUGAAUGGACGAGAUGCUGUAUUAAGAGAAGAGUGUGCAAUGAUUCAUGCUACGUUGCAUGAGAAAAUCGAAGCAGCAAAUCGUGAAGACGCUGAAAUUAAAGGUAUUUUUUACUUUUUACUUCAUCUUUCAUAAUACAAACUUCAUAAUAAAAUGCCUGUCAAAUCAAAUGUUUCAUGUUGAAGUUGAAAUAUUCAAUUCAAAUAAUCAAUUAUUAUUGAGUAUGUAGCUAAAAGUCUGGGCUAUGAAAUGAGACUACUCCCAGCUCUGUACGACCUUCCUUGGAAAAAUGAUGAGGUUUUUAAGUUUUUUCUUCAGAGCAUGACGACCCUUGGAAAAAAUGGUCCGGUCGAGCUCAAACUUUUACUACAGAUACUUUAGACCCUAACUCGGGUUCUUUUCUUUGAAAGUAUUUUCGAUUCAGCCUUCGGCGUGAGGUUUUUAAAAUAGAAAACCGCUUUUUUAUACAGGAUUUUUACUGUUUUACGAAUACCUCGAAAAGGAAAGUAUAUUUUUCGAAAAGAAAAAUAAACAAACCUGAGAUAGGGCCUGGAGUAUUAUGAUAAAAUGUUCACCUCGAGCGGACCAUUUUUUCGAGGAGUCGUAAUGUGACUGGGUGAAAACUACAGUUUUCCAGAAUUUCAUGUCUAGAAUCUACUAUGAUAAACUUAAAAUUUCGACGCACUAAAUUAUAUUCCAUCGUGAUACACACCAUUUCCAUAUGCACCACUUAUAACACAAGUUCAAAGUUGAAAA
Didymodactylos carnosus is the source of this 927-nucleotide messenger RNA. Lineage: Eukaryota; Metazoa; Rotifera; Eurotatoria; Philodinida; Philodinidae. The record is from the annotation of a GenBank genome assembly.